AUGUACCGGGCGGCGGCGGCGGCCAUCUCGAGGUCCUCCUCAGCGCUGCGGAGGCAGCUCGCGCAGGGCGCGGGCGGGGAGCCGCCGCCUCUGUUGGCGCGGGGGUAUGCGGCCACGGCGAAGGAGGGCAUCAACGACCUCGCCGACGCCGUCAAGGUCACCAUGGGCCCCAAGGGGCGCACUGUGAUCAUCGAGGGGUUCUGUAAAGGUCCCAAGGAGAUGGAGAACCCUCUGAUUCUUAUCCAUGACAAGAAAAUCUCAAAUAUGGAUUCUCUCCUUCUAGCAUUAGAAAUUUCUAUCAAGGUUAUUAGCGAGGAACGAGGUCUUGAUCUUGGCAAAGUUCAAUUACAAAUGCUUGGCACUGCUAAAAAGGUAACUGUAUCUCUUGAUGAUACUAUCAUCCUAGAUGGUGGAGGUGACAAACAGCGGAUAGAGGAGAGGUGCCAACAGCUUAGAGAAUCAAUUGACACAAGCAUUGCUGUAUUUGACAAAGAAAAGGCCCAAGUGCAUUUAUCAAAGUUAUCUGGAGGUGUUGCUGUCCUCAAGAUUGGUGGAGCUAGCGAAGCUGAAGUUGGUGAGAAAAAAGAUAGGGUAACAGAUGCUCUAAAUGCUGCGAGGGCUGCUGUGGAGGAGGGCAUCGUGCCAGGUGGUGGAGCCGCCCUUCUUUAUGCCACCAAGGAGCUCGACAAGAUUAGCACAACAAAUGAGGAUGAAAAGAUUGGAGUUCAAAUUAUCAAGAAUUCUUUGAAGGUGGGUCUCUUCUAG
This is a messenger RNA of Miscanthus lutarioriparius, 765 nucleotides long. Lineage: Eukaryota; Viridiplantae; Streptophyta; Magnoliopsida; Poales; Poaceae. The record is from the annotation of a GenBank genome assembly.